AUGAUUCCUCCCAAAGUUUACGCCCUUUGUACAGGAAAAGAUACUGUCUCGUCGUUGGUCGAGCAAAACCCGUCAAUGGCGCCUGGCGAUGCGUGGAAGAAGCUCUAUGGCCACCACCCGAUUGGAAGCUCUGCUCUUCGUGAACAGCAUAAACCGAUAACUGCAGAAGACAUCGAGCAAGCGAGGAAAUGUGGCAACUGGGGCGAAACUCAACCCAGCGACCUGUUUCUGACGCUUUACCACGACGCCCUCAAUGCUUUGGAACACGAUAUCGGCUGUGGUAUGGUCAGCCCCCCGCUCAUGGGCUCCUCUGGGACCGCUCCGCUGUCUGUCAUCUCCGUCGUUCCAGACAUCAUGCGCCAUAUGUCCAACUUACUCGUUCGCGCUGAAAGCUCGUGUUUCCUUUGCACGAACUACUGGCAAAACUCAACCGCGUCAAAGUACAUCACGAAUGCGUUGAGGGAGCUGUCCCGGCGCGCGGGAGAGCGCGGUAAGCGCGUCAUCGUCAAGUUGGAGUACGAUCGAGGUAGCCCCAAGCAAUUGUUCGAGCCGCACUAUGUUGUGUCGCCAAAGGAGUACACGGGAAAGAAUGUCGGUCUUCCUUCACCAGAAGAAAUCCCCAACAUCGACCUGCAAGUCAUCAACUACCACAAGCCUUUACUAGGAACUUAUCAUUGCAAGUAUAUGAUUGUGGAUCGCAAGUAUGCGCUCUUGCAGAGCAACAACAUCCAAGAUAACGAUAACCUCGAGAUGAUGAUUCAUCUCGAAGGACCCAUUGUCGAGUCUCUAUAUGACAUGGCACUGAUUUCAUGGCACCUGCCACUUGCUCCGCUGAUGCCCAGCAACGAAGACGCCGAGUCUGACGAUGAGCCUGACCCGGCAGGUGACGAGAAUCGGACAGAUGCUGAGACUGGGCCAACCACUGUCGAAAGCGUGGUUCAUCCGGUUUCGAGCUCGCAAAUGAAUGAAGCCGUGCAGGCUGAUAUGUCUGGAGCUGCCUCCCAAAGCAAAUCCAAGGGGCCCGAUGAGGCAACAAAAGCAUGGCUUGCAUGUGGUGUGCAAGCAAUUGGAAAGGCACAGAUCGCCCACCCUUCUCCGGAAGACUCGCCACUCCCAGAACAUACCACAAAUGAUCCACACUACGACGUGGACAUUGCUGGCGAGAUAGCACGCGUUCAGACCGCUGUUUCCCCUAAACCAAGCCUCACGCGUAUGGAGGCUGUAACUGCGCAUCUCAACCACACGAAGAAUCCGGGCUUCAAGGGGACGGCGCCCGACCGUGGGCCUGGGGAGGAGUUCACGCCAUAUCUCGCCCACCCGACACGUGACCCAUUUCCGAUUGCGCUGGUCUGUCGCGCGCCAUACGGAACACCCAACCACGAGUCAGUGUGCAACCCCCAGAACGAAGUCUGGCUGUCAGCGCUGCGAAAUGCGAAAAAGAACGUGUUCAUCCAGUCGCCCACUUUGAAUGCGGCCCCGCUUGUCCCCGCUAUUAUCGAUGCUUGCGAACGCGGUGUUGACGUGUUCUGUUAUAUUUGUUUGGGUUAUAAUGACACGGGCGAGCUGCUGCCGGGUCAGGGAGGCACGAAUGAGAUGAUUGCUCACAAGAUGUACUCGACGCUGUCUGAGAAGGGUAGACAACACCUCCAUUAUUAUUGGUAUAUCGGUUAUGACCAAACUGCACCUAUUGUGGCCAAGAAGAAGAAGCGGUCUUGCCAUGUUAAACUGAUGAUUGUGGACGAGCGGAUUGGAAUUCAAGGGAAUGGCAAUCAAGACACACAGUCAUGGUAUCACUCGCAGGAGAUUAACGUGAUGCUGGAAAGUCCCGAAGUUUGUCGCGGGUGGAUUGACGGCCUUCGGCGUAACCAGAGCACACAUUUAUAUGGAAUGCUCGACAAGACAACUGGAAUUUGGACAGACGAGAAUGGAAACCAAGCAGCUGAUGUUAUUGGUGUUGACCCAGGUAAGUUCAGCUGGGCUAAGGGAUUCGCUGGCGCAAUAGCUCGCGUGAGGGGAACUGGGGACUUUUGA
Mycena indigotica is the source of this 2031-nucleotide messenger RNA. RefSeq lists its product as uncharacterized. Gene Ontology annotation, molecular function: catalytic activity. The coding region runs from base 1 to 2031 and encodes 676 amino acids. The transcript is spliced from 8 exons. Lineage: Eukaryota; Fungi; Basidiomycota; Agaricomycetes; Agaricales; Mycenaceae. The record is from RefSeq and is a predicted model, not a curated record.